CGCGGGCCGAGGCCGCCACCCGUGCGGCGUCCCCGGGCCCCGCUCCUGCUCCCGGCGCCGCGCACUGGCUGGCGGGGCCGGAGAGGCGGCGCCGGCCGGCGGGGCGGGGGCCCCGAAGUGGGUUUCGGGCCGCCACCAGCGCUGGCACCCGGCACAGAGGGCGGCGCGCGGCGGACUCCGCUCCCGGGCACCGCACCGGGCCGCCUCUGGGCUCUGCCGCUCUGCCCCGGCCCGGAAAACCCGGCGCCUUCCAGGCCCUUCGAAAGAUGGAUUCUGUUGACGUAUCUGGCGGCCCUGGCGAGCCGGGUGGAAAGUUGGGUUUUGCCAGAUCGCGCUGGGCUUGUCUUUGUGACGUUCGGCCAGCCCCGCAUCCUCCCGAAGCCGGGCCCAGUGGCAUCAGAGCCGAGUGAUGGACGAUCUGCAGUCCCAGAACCUCUCCAUGGACAUGACUGACUCCUCUCCCGCCUUGGCCAAUAACAGACUGGAGAAUGGCAUGGCCCAGCUGAUCACCACCGAGGCCUGGAACAUCAACUCCACCGACCUGGUAAAGAAGGCCCUGGUGACCGUGCCGGCCCCAUCCAUCCUGAACCCCCCAGCCGAGUCUCAGGGCGGCAUGGCUCUGAAGGUGGCGGCCACUGUGCUGCAGCCCCUGUGCCUCGGGGAGAGCCCGGUGGUGAUGCCCAUUCACAUGCAGGUGGAGGGAAGCCCUGCGCCCGAGCUCAACCCUAACGGCCAUGCGGCCUAUGUCAUGACCACGCAGGGCCCCGUGCAGCUGCCGGUGGUGCUGGAGCAGCACGUCUUCCAGCACCUCAACUCCCCUCUGGUCCUGCCGCAGGAGGCCCCGUGCUCCUCCAGUGCUAUCCACAACAACCUGUUCCAGGGAGCCGAGGACCCCGAGGCCCGACCGCAGCUCCUGGACCUGCGGAUCCCCAGCCGGCCACAGGAGCCCACGUUGCCGUUUGAAGCUGUGCUCCAGAAUUUGUUCCCCUCGCAGGGCGCUCUCGGCCCCCCACCCUGUCAGCCUCCUCCUGGAUACGCGCCUGUGCCCCCCCAGCCCUUUAACUCCCCCCUGUCCCCCCUGGUCCCUCCGGCCACCCUCCUGGUACCCUACCCUGUGAUCGUCCCCUUGCCCGUGCCCGUCCCCAUCCCCAUCCCCAUCCCCGUGCCUCAGAGUCCCGAAUCCAAGCUCAGCUCCGCUUUCCCCAAGCCGCCAUCUUCCUUCGGCCUACACCCCUUCAAAGGCACCCCUAGCCCUCUGGAGAAGGAGGAACUGAAGCCCUUCGAUAUCCUGCAGCCGAGGGAGUACUUCCAGCUUAGCCGCCACACGGUCAUCAAGAUGGGGAGUGAGAACGAGGCCCUGGAUCUGUCCAUGAAGUCGGUGCCCUGGCUUAAGGCUGGCGAAGCCAGUCCCCCCGUAUGCCAGGAAGAUGCGGUCCUGGACCUGUCGCUGGCAGCCCACCGAAAAUCUGAGCCUCCCGUUGAGACACUGUAUGACAGCAGCAGCUCAGUGGACAGCCCAGGUCACGCCGGCGGCAUGGAAGUGCCCUUUGCCCCUGCCACAGCACACGGGGCCUCGGCUGUGAUGGAUAGCCACGCGGGCGGCAGCAACCCCGCCCAGCUGCCCGGCCAGCCCGGCCAGCCCAGUGGCGAGGUCAAGGCUGAAAAUCACAUGGAGAUCGUGAGCGAGUCCCAGGCCGCCAAGGUUAUCGUCUCGGUGGAAGACGCCGUGCCUGCCAUCUUCUGCGGCAAGAUCAAAGGCCUCUCGGGCGUGUCCACCAAAAACUUCUCCUUCAAAAGAGAAGACUCCGUGCUUCAGGGCUAUGACAUCAAUAGCCAAGGAGAAGAGCCCAUGGGAAGCACAGAGCCCCUUAGGAAACCCGUCAAAAACAGGAGCAUAAAGUUAAAGAAAGUGAACUCCCAGGAAAUACACAUGCUCCCGAUCAAAAAACAACGGCUGGCCACCUUUUUUCCAAGAAAGUAAAUAAUGGCUUUUUAAAAUUUUUAUGAUUAUAAUAUGGGGAAAGGUGCAUUGGUUUUAUAAAAAGGCAUUUAAAACAAAUUAUCUUUGUUAAUUAUUUUGGGGAGUAGUUGGGAAGCGGGAAGGCGAAUUGGCUCUAGAGGCCCUGUAAGCUAGUAUUGUUUUCUUUUUUAAUUUUUGACUUUUCACAAAUGAGUAAAUAAGAGCAACCUAUUUUUCAAGCAGAUUGCACAUUUUUUGCAGCUUUAAUGGAAUAUUGGGUGAAUCAGAGGGGUAAAAAAGCUAUUUUCAUUGCCACAAAGUGCUUUGAUGAUGUAAUACCUAAUAAAGGGUAGGAUGAAUAUUUCACAAUAAAUGUUUGUUUGCACUAA
Molecule: messenger RNA, 2349 nt
Organism: Neofelis nebulosa (Clouded leopard)
Lineage: Eukaryota; Metazoa; Chordata; Mammalia; Carnivora; Felidae
Gene: RAI2
Product: retinoic acid induced 2
Exons: 2
Coding region: 410-1981 (523 amino acids)
Biological process (GO): animal organ development
Cellular component (GO): nucleus
Source: RefSeq, a predicted model, not a curated record